Messenger RNA from Peronospora matthiolae, 1068 nucleotides. Lineage: Eukaryota; Oomycota; Peronosporomycetes; Peronosporales; Peronosporaceae. The record is from the annotation of a GenBank genome assembly.
AUGAGCGGUUCCGCUCUGUCGAGGACUGAGCUUUUGUAUCACAUGUCCAUGCUGCUACUAUCAUUGUUCAGCAAUUGUCCACAUCUACUUACACUGUGUAGCAAGAUCCGUUUCUGCUUGGAUAUGAACAACCACGGCUGGAGCACUGACGCUCUGUGUGCGACUGUAAGCGGGUUUGGCUUCCGUGGUCGGUGUUUCACUCUCGUGCUCGCCCUGGUGCUCUUCUGUAUCGCACUGACAUUUCCCGUUUUGUGUUGUCUUCGCCAGGAUGGUUCGAUCUCGGUCUCAUGGAUGCUGGUCUUCACUCCGUUAUGGAUCCUAGACGCUGUUUACUAUGGCUAUGCGCUGUUCUCGCUGAUAUUCUCGGAUGUCAAGCUGUUCUCCUUUUGCAAACUGUUGUUGCUGCUAUUGACACAAGCAUUGAUCGUGAUAAAGUUGAACGGCGUGGUAGACUGGAGCCUCCUAGCAGUGCUAACUCCGUACUUCAUGUAUGAGGGUCUCAACGUGCUGGAGACUCUGGCUGGUACUGUGCAAAGGUAUCAGAUACCCUUGACCGAUAAUAUUGAAGCUGGAGCUCUUCAGACGGAGAGUACCGACACAGAAGGUUGGCUGCUCGCGAAGGCAGUCGUGCACAAGACUGGCUUCAUACUGCUGCCGAUUCUCGAGGCUUCGUUGACCGAAAUGAAAGUUGACGGAAGACUAUUGGGUACUAGUUGGUGGCAAAUCAUGACUCCUGUGUGGAUCCUGGUCGCAUACCGUUUCUGCUGCCUCGUCGCGCAUUACAGAAAUUCCACUUCAACCGAUGAACUGACGGAUGCAGUAAUUACUGGUGGUGUCAACUUUUUGCUGGCUGCCCCAUUCGUUCUUCUUGCAGAGCGAUUGGAUGGCAAGACGGUGUCCAGUUUCGUCAUUGUAAUGCCGUGGAUGAUUUUGAUGGCUGCGUCGUUUUUGUUCUUGUUUUGUGCAAUGUCCUUGGCGGGAUCCGAACGACUUGUUCAGAGUGGUGUCCAGCCUACAAUUUGCCUCGCCCAGAGCAACAAUAGUUACGGCACAAUUGCCACGAGUUGA